This is a messenger RNA of Cladocopium goreaui, 633 nucleotides long. The record is from the annotation of a GenBank genome assembly. Lineage: Eukaryota; Dinophyceae; Suessiales; Symbiodiniaceae.
AUGAAUGCGCCGAACAAAAGCUUUGUGGACCUCGGCCAGGUCCUGCAGGAGACAGAAAAGAGCUACAAGGGCCAGCUGUGCCUGGAGCCUCCAGACAGGCAAAGAGUGAGCGGUGCUGUUCGUGCGGAGAUUGGUAUCACCUUGAAGGAAGCGCAGGAAGCAGAACAGGUGGACGUUGAAGCUCUGGCCUUGCUGCAACUGGUUGACACACAACUGGGACAUCACUAUGCAACAACCUCGGAACAGUUCGUGAACGAGGUGGCAUCUUUGGAGAUGGACCUCAGUCAGGUGGUUUUGCGCUUGGAGAGUGCAGAUGAUCAGCUGAGAGGACUCGCCACAGAACUUCGAGCAUUGGAAGCGCUGCCGAAGGUGACGUCAGGGGAGCUGCUUCCCAGACCUUUGGGGUUGGCAUCGUGCGACUUUCCAGAUGAAGGACUGUCAGCCUCCUCCAAUCAACAGCUGGCGGCGGCGGCGAGGCUACACCAAAGCCUUCUGACUGCUGGAUGGUGUCCGGCCACUUCGUCCCGGGAGGAGUUCCUGGAGGUGGACUUGGGGCAUGCGCGUGGCGACGCCAAGGUGGUCACUGCUUUUGCAUUGUUUGGGCCUGAGUCGAUGCUGUUAUUGGGCGACUGA